Vigna unguiculata (cowpea) is the source of this 1198-nucleotide messenger RNA. Its product is annotated as cinnamoyl-CoA reductase CAD2-like. The record is from RefSeq and is a predicted model, not a curated record. Gene Ontology annotation, molecular function: oxidoreductase activity, acting on the CH-OH group of donors, NAD or NADP as acceptor. Lineage: Eukaryota; Viridiplantae; Streptophyta; Magnoliopsida; Fabales; Fabaceae.
UGAGAUUCAUUGAACAUUGCACAAACUCAACACUCGGCUAAGAGCACAGAGCAGAAGAACAUAACCCAUGGAAGAGGAAGAGGAAGAGGAAGAGGAAAAAGUGAAAGUGGAAGAUGAAAUGGAAAAAUUAGUGUGUGUUACCGGAGCUUCCGGUAACAUUGGUUCCUGGAUCGUCAAGCUUCUUCUACAACGCCGUUACAAUAACGUGAGGGCCACCGUUCGCGACACAAAUGAUCCCAAAAAGGUAAAGCACUUGCUCAGAUGUGAUGCCACGAAGGAGAGAUUGAAACUCUUCAAAGCCGAUCUUCUAGAAGAAGGUUCCUUUGACUCUGCCGUUGAAGGUUGUACCAUUGUGUUCCACACUGCUUCUCACUUUUUCGAAGAUGCCAAGGAUCCACAGACUGAGUUGUUGGAUCCAGCUGUGAAGGGGACUCUGAAUGUUCUGAAAUCGUGCGCGAAAUCGCCGACGCUGAAGCGAGUGAUUCUAACUUCUUGUAUUGCUGCAGUUGCGUUCAACGAGAGGCCUAAAAACCCUAAUGUAGUGGUUGACGAGACUUGGUAUUCUGACCCAGAAUACUGUAAGAGAAAUGGGUUAUGGUAUAACCUCUCAAAGACUUUGGUCGAAGAUGCUGCCUGGAAAUUUGCGAAAGAAAACAAUAUUGACUUGGUUAUAAUGAACCCAGGAUUGGUUAUCGGACCUCUCUUGCCACCAGUACUUAAUACUAGUUCUGCUGCAAUUUUGAAUUUAAUUAAUGGUUCGCAAACAUUUAAAAAUGAAACUUUGGGAUUUGUGGACGUGAGAGAUGUUGCAUCUGCUCAUCUUUUUGUAAUGGGGUAUCCUGCGGGGCAUCCUUCGUACAGUGGAAGAUAUUUACUAGUUCAGAGGGUGGCACACUACUCAGAUAUUGUGAAGAUUUUACGUGGUUUAUACCCAACAUUGAAACUUCCGGAGAAGUGUAUAGAUGAUAGGCCAUAUGAUCCAAUCUUCCAGGUUUCGAAGGAAAAAUCAAAGCGAAUGUUGUCUUACCCUUUUUCUUUCGAAAGAAGUCUCAAGGAUACUGUAGAGAGCUCGAAGGAAAAGAAGUUUAUCAAAUUUUAAGUUGUUUCCCUUCAAGAAGCGUAGAAACCUUCUUUAGUUGUUCACUUGGCUUCUUAUGCUCAUGCAUGAAUAUUAUAUAUCAGAACUGUUAUUUGCCAU